AUGAACAGCGUUUGUGUGAAGUCUAAAGAGAAUCCUGAUUUUGGGUAUACCAGUUUUGAUCAUUUGGGAUGGGCCUUUCUAUCAUUAUUUCGACUGAUGACGCAGGACAGCUGGGAAUGUCUCUAUAGACAGGUCAUCAGAACAUCUGGGAAAUCCUACAGCAUGUUUUUUUUUGUUAUCAUCUUUCUGUGUUCAUUUUAUCUCUUUAAUUUAAUCCUGGCUGUUGUAUCCAUGGCAUACGAAGAGCAAAAUAAAGCUACUCUCGCACAGACAAAGGCAAGGGAGAUGUUACUUCAGGAAGCAAAAAAAAUACUGAGGAAAGAAAAGGAAAUAGCUUCACGAAGGCGCCUUGCAUUAUCAGAUGAAAGCUUGAAAAUGCCAAGUGAAGAGUCUGAAAAUGAAAAAGAGAAAAGAAAAAGGAAGAGGAAGAAGAAAAACAAAAAUGUAAAGGGCAAAACUUAUGGAGAAGAUGAAACAAUGUUUUACUCACCACCUGAUAAAAAUCAAAAGAAACUUAAGGAGCUGGUGAUGUCUUAUCACCUGCCAAUUGAAAUCCUUGAUGACCCAUUUCAAAGGCAGAAAUUAACAAGCGCUUCUAACGUGAUCAGCAAAACUAUGGGUGAGUGA
Molecule: messenger RNA, 627 nt
Organism: Python bivittatus (Burmese python)
Lineage: Eukaryota; Metazoa; Chordata; Lepidosauria; Squamata; Pythonidae
Source: RefSeq, a predicted model, not a curated record